Enterobius vermicularis (human pinworm) is the source of this 2040-nucleotide messenger RNA. NCBI's taxonomy places the organism in Eukaryota, Metazoa, Nematoda, Chromadorea, Rhabditida, Oxyuridae. The record is from the annotation of a GenBank genome assembly.
AUGCAUGGAAGCGAGAAUAGUGCAUGCAUAAAGUUAUGCGCCAUUCUCCUCAUCGUUGUGUCUACUUCAAGUGACGCACUUGAUGUAUACACCAAUCAUUUUCACGUUCAUACCAAGGUUCCCGGCAAAGAAAAUGCACAUAAAAUUGCCAGACGAAAUGGUUUUAUUAAUAGAGGACCAGUUCUUGGCUCUGAAACAGAAUGGCAUUUUGUGCAACCAGCAUUGUCACAUGCUCGAACCAAAAGAUCAAUUGCACAUCACAAGAAGCUUCUGAAAGACGAUGAUGUCGUCUUCGUUGAACAAUUACAAGGAUUUAAACGUACUAAACGGGGAUAUAGUAAACGUCAUAAGACGAAUGGUUUUAGGCUGCUGGAGAAGCAGAUGAAUGGUAAAAUGAUUCCGGCAACUGACGAUUCGCCAACAGAUCCGCUGUAUCCAUAUCAGUGGUAUUUGAAAAAUAUUGGUCAAGGUAAUGGAAAACCGCGGUUAGAUCUGAACGUUGAGAAAGCUUGGGCAAUGGGAUUCACUGGUAAAAAUAUAACAACAGCAAUUAUGGAUGACGGUGUUGAUUACAUGCAUCCUGACCUUAAAUACAAUUUUAAUGCAGAGGCUAGCUACGAUUUUAGCUCUAAUGACCCAUUUCCAUAUCCAAGAUAUACAGAUGACUGGUUUAACUCUCACGGAACACGGUGUGCCGGAGAAAUUGCUGCUGCCAGAGAUAACGGUGUAUGUGGUGUUGGUGUAGCAUAUGAUAGUAAGAUUGCCGGAAUCAGAAUGCUAGAUCAACCAUAUAUGACUGAUCUGAUUGAGGCAAAUUCUAUGGGACAUGAACCAAACCUUAUUCACAUCUACUCAGCUAGCUGGGGCCCAACUGAUGAUGGUAAAACUGUCGAUGGUCCGAGAAAUGCAACUAUGAGGGCAAUUGUGAAAGGUGUUAAUGAGGGAAGGAAUGGAUUGGGCUCAAUUUUCGUCUGGGCCAGCGGUGACGGUGGUGAAGACGACGACUGUAAUUGCGAUGGUUAUGCAGCUUCUAUGUGGACCAUAUCCAUUAAUUCGGCAAUCAAUAGUGGAGAAAAUGCGCAUUAUGACGAGAGUUGUUCAUCAACAUUGGCAUCAACAUUUUCAAAUGGCGGACGCGAUCCCGAAACUGGCGUAGCUACAACGGAUCUGUAUGGACGAUGCACUCGUUCACAUAGUGGCACCUCUGCAGCUGCUCCGGAAGCUGCUGGAGUAUUUGCUCUAGCACUGGAAGCCAAUCCUAUGCUUACAUGGCGUGAUCUACAACAUCUUGCCGUUUUAACAUCAACCCGUAAUUCGCUUUUUGAUAGUCGCUGUCGAGACCUACCUGAUCUUGGCAUAGAGGUUUGUACAUGCUUUAUGUACUACAAAGUAUUUCAGGGUACUAAACAACCGAUAAAAAAAACUGACAACUGCACACAUUUUGAAUGGAACAUCAACGGUGUUGGCCUGGAGUUCAACCAUUUAUUUGGAUAUGGUGUACUCGAUGCUGCAGAGAUGGUGAUGUUAGCUUUGGUAUGGAAAACGGUUCCUCCACGAUAUCACUGUGAAGCUGGAACUAUUGAUAUACCUCAUCAAAUACCACAGAUUGGAAAUUUGGUAAUGGAAAUGAAUACUGAUGCCUGUAUGGGUACAAGCACUGAAGUAAAUUACCUCGAACAUGUUCAAGCUGUUGUAACGUUUAACAGUACACGGCGUGGUGAUACAACCCUAUAUCUUAUUUCUCCUUCUGGAACACAGACAAUGAUCCUCUCCCGAAGACCGAAAGAUAAUGACUCGAAAGACGGAUUUAUCAAUUGGCCAUUCAUGACUACUCAUACAUGGGGAGAAAAUCCGAGGGGCAAAUGGCGUUUGGUUGCUCGGUUCCAAGGUGACAGAGUGCAUACUGGAUUCAUAAAGAAAUUUACUCUGAUGCUUCACGGAACCAAAGAUCCACCAUAUGCCGAUAUAGAACCACUAAAAGGACAUGUCAAUAGCAAAUUACAUAUUGUACAGAAGGCCCAUAAGAGGAGUCUUAAAUAA